Molecule: messenger RNA, 2552 nt
Organism: Octopus sinensis (East Asian common octopus)
Lineage: Eukaryota; Metazoa; Mollusca; Cephalopoda; Octopoda; Octopodidae
Product: ARL14 effector protein
Exons: 3
Coding region: 879-1640 (253 amino acids)
Cellular component (GO): intracellular membrane-bounded organelle
Source: RefSeq, a predicted model, not a curated record
CUACCUCUCUGCGCAUGCGUACUUGCUAAAGAACUUCCGUUGGCAAAUUUGGAAUAUUGAAUUAGGUAGAGCGAUUUACUUGAGUUUAUUUUAUCUUUCGUUUUUAUAUUUUAUUUUUAUCAACAGAAUCAUUGCUUAGGAUUUCUUGAAUUUUGUGAAUUAGAACAGGAGUCUUUGUUUAACAUGAUUAGUUAAUAUGCUUUGUUGUUCAGCGCCAUUUUCAAAGUCUCGCUUAGCAGCAUGCAUUCUGAGCGAUCAAAACAAAAUGAGUGGAACUUACAAUUUUGCCAAAUGUUUACUACUGACAAAUUUAUGUCUACUCACUGGUCUAGAAAAUUGUUUCGGAUUCAUACAUUAAUUCAUUCAUUUAAUGCAAACCAACCAUAACAAUCGUUGAUACUUGUAGUCUUUUUUUCUCCCCUGUGUGUGUGUAUUUUUUUUUUUUAAUAAAUAUUAAACGAAAAUAGAAGAUUCUGAGUAAAUCACAAUCGAAAGAAUUAUAAUGUUUCUACUAUCUUACUCGCGUGUAUUUAAACGCCAGAACAAGAGAGGAGCCAUCGACUUGCAAAGAGUAGCUCAGAAGCAAUGAAUGAACACUUAGAGACAACAAAUAAAGCGACUGACUAAAAUGAGAUCGAACUGAAAAAUUGAACUUGUAACCAAGUAGUGUUGAUAAAACAAAGGAAUUAGCCUCGGAACGUUUUCCAUUCUUUGAUUUUUCAGUCAUUCUUCUAUUAACAAUGGAAUCGCUGCUAAUAUCGCUUUUAAAUAGGCUUUUGGCCUCCUCUGUUAGAUUGCGAAAAGCUUGCAAAGAAGAAAACUACCUGUAAAAUGGGACAGACAAAGUAACUAUAAGCCGAAGACACUCAGUUUCUGAAAUGCUUGAAGACGAAGAACAAACAACAACGAUGGAUAAGACCAAUAACACAUCCAAAAGUUCGAAUGAUGAUAGUGUUCCAGUUUCCCCGAAAUCUGAUUACUCCAAUAGUAAUGAUAUUGACAAGCAGUGCCAGACAGAAGAGAACACUUUGAGUGUGUCCUCAGACAGUUCGAUCGCGAGUGUUAAAGUAACCCCUCCGAAAAAAACCGGUCGCCAGCUUACAAAAGUGCAAGAAAUGGACAGAGAAUUAACUGGGUGGAUAAAUGGUAUUCAUGCCGAUGGUAAACUCAACGAGCUGACUCGUGAAAUGAUCAUUGAAAAGGGCCGGCUUAUUGCCAAAAUGAAAAAGAUCUUGGAUUUUGCUGGAACAACGAAUUGGUACACAAGAUUUUUAAGGCGGAAUUUCUCCGAGACUGAUGUUGGCAAGCAUUUGAAAAUGCUUUCUCCAAUCAAUUCUGUGAAAUUUAUGGAAGAUUUUGAUCCAGAAAAAAGUAGCAGAGAAAUGCGUAAAAUGAACCGAAGAAUUUAUCGAGAGAACAUGAAAACCAACCAAAUGUAUGACGAAACUGGUCGACUUCUUGACAACAGCAAAGAUGUUUGUGAUUGUUUGGAUGAGGACUGUCCAGGAUGCCAUUUUCCAUGUAACAAAUGUGGUUCUGAAAAGUGUGGCACUGAGUGUCGAUGUAAUCGGAAGUGGGUAUAUGAAGUUGUGGAAAUUGAAGGCUCAAACCUAGUGAUUAGAAAUGUUUCUGUAGCAUAAAAUCUUCAUCUAGUGAAUUCAGGGAGAAUAGUCCAUUCAAAUUUUCUCCUGCACACAAAGAUUGUCAACUUGCCUUUCAUAUCCUUUACUUUUUGUUCUACUUCUGCUUUACAUAUCACAUAAUCUGCCAUAUAUAAUGAAAACUCAUUACAUUUUUUUUUCCAUUUCAUUGCAAACCAAUGACCAUUGAUCAACUAACAUCAAUCAACAUCCGCCCUGAACUUCAUUUCAUUUCACAUUACAAUAUGGACUUAUGUUGUUAUACUUGCCAGUAUUGUCAUUGUUGUUGUUGCUGUUAGUUAGCUACAAUCAUGUGUGAUAGAGAAGAUUCAUGGCAAUAAAAGAACCAACUGAUUAAUUAAGUUAGUAUGGGACAAAUUCAAGAUGUCAGGUAUGCAGUUUUAUUGUCCCUUGUUCCUAGUAAAUUACAAGUAACUAUGGUAACUAUUUUAUGACCCUGCCAUACAUGCAGAAGAAACAGCUUAUUCAAUUGUAGCAAGAUAUUAACUUACCAGAAAUUUUCUAAACAGCAUAUUAGUUUACAUUAUUAUAAUCACAACUUUAAAUUCAGUGAGUUGGAUUGUUUGAUAUUGUUACUGUGGUUUGUUUGCUACCAUACCUUCCUCUUCAUAACAGUUGGUAAAAUGAGAACGUUUUACCUUUUUUUUUUUUUUUUUUUACAAUGCAAUGAUAGCACCACUACCUCAGUCAUAUUUCGAUCAGUGCCACUCAAUUUUACAUUUUAUUAAUUUAUUUUCAUUUUAUCAAAUUUUGAAGUGCAUUGUUAUAGUAUGUGUGACAAUUGUUCAUCUUUGCAAAGUUCAGAACCCCACAAAUCACAAGAUAAGAUAUUUAAUGGAAUAAUAUUGUCUGAUAUAUAGUAUUGUAAAUGCUUUCAAAUGUAACACUAAA